AUGACUUGCGACAAGAAGUCUGUCCGACGUGGAGAGAUGAAGCUCGGAAUACCCAAAGACGGCAAGUGCCACCCAGUAGUCGGCAGGACAUAUCAAGAGCAAUGCGAUCAUCAGCUGAACAUCGUAACCGAUGUAUUGACCGGCGGAAAGGGCUCUCUGCCCGAGCUACCUCGCGACAAGUUCCCUGAACCGGCAUUUUGGGACGAGCUGCGGGGUAAGGAAACAAAGACGAGCCAGUCGAUUUCUGGCAAGAAGAAAAAACAGAUAUCUGACGAGGCUGUGCCUCUUAGCCAGCCAACUCUUUUCGAACUGAUGCUCGCAGUCGUGCCCGUGGGCCACGAAGUGGUCGCUAUCCUUUGGUCCAUCGAUACCCUAGCCGUCGGCAGGUUAGCAUCUGCUUCCAAGAAUUGUUCUGAUGCCGUAGCUAUCUACGUGUCUCGAUUCCACCUGCCCCUUGGCGACUACCAAGACUGCGACUGGCUCCCGGCCGCGCUUGGCGGCAUCGAUGACACUCGCCGCUCGACGAUUGGAAUUGGUCGUAACCUUUUUGUCAGGGGUCGAGAUCGCAGCAUCGUUCCCAGCGCUAUAAAGGGCAUCCCGAAAGCGUGGCUGAGCCAUGGAACUCGCAACACCCUGUGGAACAUUGCACAGGAUAACAAGGCGGAUGCGAACACAUACGAGAAGUUUUUCCCGUUUCUGGUCAAUCACCACAGACUUCUCCACGCUGAGGUCAGGUUGAGUGCCGCACAUCGCGAGCAAAAUGUGCCCCUUGCAGAAGUUACCAGCCACCAUCUGCGGGAGAUUUCAUACAACGUCCCCUUGUGUAAGUCAGUCGAAUACUUGAUGAAGACUGAUGCUAACGGAACAACAGUGCGGUCUCUCAGCCAGUAUGGCGGCGCUCUGAAGGCUCUUCGCUUGUACGAAGUCCCCAUGAUGGACCUUCGGAUCAUUGAGAUGAUCCUCAUGGCCUGCCCUAAACUUGAGAUCAUGGGGAUCAUCAAAUGCGAGCUCCUCCAUGUCGGUCACAUCAAUGACAUCCUCGACCUUGUUCACUGGAACUCGAAGAGAGUAGCAAAGAACCCGAUGAACCUGCAAUUCUACCCCCGGGCCUACUCUAACCGGUCUAACAACUGCAUUGGUACUCACACCGUCUCCUGGGACCCGCUCAACACCAACGUUUUGACCAGCAUCUUUGCCACGGUCUUCUUGGCUGCGAUGAAAGCUCUGCCGAUGGGCAUCGACCUUCUUUCCAAAGGCCAGGAAUUUCGAAGAUUCUUCGAUCUUGUCCCGAUGAAGCCCGGCCAGGGUGCGGUUUUCCUUCACCAUCUUUUUACCUGGAUUGACGCGGCCGCGAGCCCUCCGUCAUACGUUCUUCUUCCGGACGAUGUCAAAGAAGACCUCGAGGACCAGGUUGUGAUGAGUCUGCUGAUGGGCUGUGAUCGAAAGUUGAAGCGCCGCCAGAGACGUGAGCACUUUCAAAAACACACCUGCAGCAGAUGCAGCAACACAUUUAUCAGACCCUUCUUUCGCCCGGAGAUGGACACGCGGCGGCUAGAGUAUUGGGUCUGUCGCGUCUGCGACUUGCAUUACGCCCUGAACGGCGAGACCCACCAUCGGCUUACCGAAAAAAGGGAUCUCCUGGACGCGUUCUUUUCCUCGCCGGAUGGAGACGUGCGGCGCCCCGGCCGGUUUAUGUACCAAGAGCUCCAAGACGUCGUCGCGCCGCUGCUCGUCAACCCCUUCGCCCGCUCCCCGGCCCUCGAAAGCGUGGCUCGCAUUGAGGCGGUCCAGAGCCACCAUAGUCUGCCCCAGGUGCAGGAUCUCGUCGCGCUCGAGAGGGACUACGUCGUCCUCGGAGCGUCCGGAGAGGCCGCUUUGCUCGACGUGGUCGACCGGAUGAAGGAGCUGCAGGGUAUCUAUAUGGACCAUCCGACGCUGACAGAGCAAGCCGUUCCCGAAUGGGCCCAUAUCAACAAGAAAAGGGCUCGUAACCAGUCUUGGGAGUACGUUCUCUGGAAGAACUCUGUCAAAGAUACCAAGGAGCACCAGGAGAGUCGGUUCUGGUGA
Messenger RNA from Colletotrichum destructivum, 2067 nucleotides. RefSeq lists its product as uncharacterized. The transcript is spliced from 2 exons. Lineage: Eukaryota; Fungi; Ascomycota; Sordariomycetes; Glomerellales; Glomerellaceae. The record is from RefSeq and is a predicted model, not a curated record. The coding region runs from base 1 to 2067 and encodes 688 amino acids.